Molecule: messenger RNA, 4262 nt
Organism: Gorilla gorilla gorilla (western lowland gorilla)
Lineage: Eukaryota; Metazoa; Chordata; Mammalia; Primates; Hominidae
Gene: EXOC6
Product: exocyst complex component 6
Exons: 22
Coding region: 728-3127 (799 amino acids)
Biological process (GO): Golgi to plasma membrane transport; intracellular protein transport; exocytosis
Cellular component (GO): membrane; exocyst
Source: RefSeq, a predicted model, not a curated record
AUUCACAGUGAGGCAUAAGGAACUGAAAAGGAGUAAGAUCUAAAUGCCUCCAGAAGCAUUUGUAUUUGAACAAGAGAUAAAAGAACUAAUGGCUCUAUCUCUAAUGGAGGAAAUUGACACAGCAAAGUAGAGAAGCAAAGGAGAUAGACAGGGCACCAAGGAAUUAGCCUAGUGACCUCAAAAUCACAUCCCAUAGCACAUUUCAUUUUUCCUGGGCAAAUUACCUCCUUGGGUUUGUGGGCAAGCCCUUGCCCACAAAUACAAAUGCUUCUGGAGGCAUAGUUGCAGUAAUAAAUAGGAAUGUAGCUUUGGUUAUGUAUUUAGCAUAAAUAAUAUUAAUAUAUAUGCCUUGUCAAAUCAAAUGCAUUUAAUACAUUUGUAUAGUGUAAUGACUGUAAUUCCUACAUAUAGUUAUUGUCUUUGAGAAACGAGUGAAUAAAUAUAGCUGGCACUAGGCAGGAACUUUCCGAACUGUGUCAAGGUUAAUAAUAAGUAAAAUGUUAUAAGUGGAGACAGGACAGCAACAGCUGCGCAACAUUCUUGGAAGCAAAGACUUUGAUAGCAUGAAGUCAGACAGUGAGCUUGUUUUUGUUGCUCCUUUGGGUGAACAGAGAAUCCUUCUAAUAAUUAUAAGGAAAACGGUAUUUUUUUUUUUUUUUAUAAAUUACAACAGUUUUUCACUCAAUAUCUGACGUCUGCCGCUGGAAAAUCAGGGGCCUGUUGAGCGAUGUUGGAAGAGGAAACAGAUCAAACCUAUGAGAAUGUCCUGGCUGAGAUUCAGUCUUUCGAGCUGCCUAUUGAAGCUACUUUAAGGUCUGUGUAUGAUGACCAACCAAAUGCGCACAAGAAGUUUAUGGAAAAGUUAGAUGCUUGUAUCCGUAAUCAUGACAAGGAAAUUGAAAAGAUGUGUAAUUUUCAUCAUCAGGGUUUUGUAGAUGCUAUUACAGAACUCCUUAAAGUAAGGACUGAUGCAGAAAAACUGAAGGUGCAAGUUACUGAUACCAACCGAAGGUUUCAAGAUGCUGGAAAAGAGGUGAUAGUCCACACAGAAGAUAUCAUUCGAUGUAGAAUUCAGCAGAGAAAUAUUACAACUGUAGUAGAAAAAUUGCAGUUAUGCCUUCCUGUGCUAGAAAUGUACAGUAAGCUGAAAGAACAGAUGAGUGCCAAAAGGUACUAUUCUGCCCUAAAAACUAUGGAACAAUUAGAGAAUGUGUACUUUCCCUGGGUUAGUCAAUACCGGUUUUGUCAGCUCAUGAUAGAAAAUCUUCCCAAACUCCGUGAGGAUAUUAAAGAAAUCUCCAUGUCUGAUCUCAAAGACUUUUUGGAAAGUAUUCGAAAACAUUCUGACAAAAUAGGUGAAACAGCAAUGAAACAGGCACAGCAUCAGAAAACCUUCAGUGUUUCUCUGCAGAAACAAAAUAAAAUGAAAUUUGGGAAGAAUAUGUAUAUAAAUCGUGAUAGAAUUCCAGAGGAAAGGAAUGAAACAGUGUUGAAACAUUCACUUGAAGAAGAGGAUGAGAAUGAAGAAGAGGUCUUAACUGUUCAGGAUCUUGUUGAUUUUUCCCCUGUUUAUCGAUGUUUGCACAUUUAUUCUGUUUUGGGUGACGAGGAAACAUUUGAAAACUAUUAUCGAAAACAAAGAAAGAAACAAGCAAGACUGGUAUUGCAACCCCAGUCGAAUAUGCAUGAAACAGUUGAUGGCUAUAGAAGAUAUUUCACUCAAAUUGUAGGGUUCUUUGUGGUAGAAGAUCACAUUUUACAUGUGACCCAAGGAUUAGUAACCAGGGCAUACACUGAUGAACUUUGGAACAUGGCCCUCUCAAAGAUAAUUGCUGUCCUUAGAGCUCAUUCAUCCUAUUGCACUGAUCCUGAUCUUGUUCUGGAGCUGAAGAAUCUUAUUGUAAUAUUUGCAGAUACUUUACAGGGUUAUGGUUUUCCAGUGAACCGACUUUUUGACCUUUUAUUUGAAAUAAGAGACCAAUACAAUGAAACACUGCUUAAGAAAUGGGCUGGAGUUUUCAGGGACAUUUUUGAAGAAGAUAAUUAUAGCCCCAUCCCUGUUGUCAAUGAAGAAGAAUAUAAAAUUGUCAUCAGCAAAUUUCCCUUUCAAGAUCCAGACCUUGAAAAGCAGUCUUUCCCAAAGAAAUUCCCCAUGUCUCAGUCAGUGCCUCAUAUUUACAUUCAAGUUAAAGAAUUUAUUUAUGCCAGCCUUAAAUUUUCAGAGUCACUACACCGGAGCUCAACAGAAAUAGACGAUAUGCUUAGAAAAUCAACAAAUCUGCUGCUGACCAGAACUUUGAGUAGCUGUUUACUGAACCUUAUUAGAAAACCUCAUAUAGGUUUGACAGAGCUGGUGCAAAUCAUCAUAAACACAACACACCUGGAGCAAGCUUGUAAAUAUCUUGAGGACUUUAUAACUAACAUUACAAAUAUUUCCCAAGAAACUGUUCAUACUACAAGACUUUAUGGACUUUCUACUUUCAAGGAUGCUCGACAUGCAGCAGAAGGAGAAAUAUAUACCAAACUGAAUCAAAAAAUUGAUGAAUUUGUUCAGCUUGCUGAUUAUGACUGGACAAUGUCUGAGCCAGAUGGAAGAGCUAGUGGUUAUUUAAUGGACCUUAUAAAUUUUUUGAGAAGCAUCUUUCAAGUGUUUACUCAUUUGCCUGGGAAAGUUGCUCAGACAGCUUGCAUGUCAGCCUGCCAGCAUCUGUCAACAUCCUUAAUGCAGAUGCUACUGGACAGUGAGUUAAAACAAAUAAGCAUGGGAGCUGUUCAGCAGUUUAACUUAGAUGUCAUACAGUGUGAAUUGUUUGCCAGCUCUGAGCCUGUGCCAGGAUUCCAGGGGGAUACCCUGCAGCUAGCAUUCAUUGACCUCAGACAACUCCUUGACCUGUUUAUGGUUUGGGAUUGGUCUACUUACCUAGCUGAUUAUGGACAGCCAGCUUCUAAGUACCUUCGGGUGAAUCCAAACACAGCCCUUACUCUUUUGGAGAAGAUGAAGGAUACUAGCAAAAAGAACAAUAUAUUUGCUCAGUUCAGGAAGAAUGAUCGAGACAAACAGAAGUUGAUAGAGACAGUCGUGAAACAGCUGAGAAGUUUGGUGAAUGGUAUGUCCCAGCACAUGUAGACCUCACAUGGCUUGCACUCAGUGACACCAAAUCCAUGAUUCAACGUUGAUCUUGAGCAAGUAUUGGUCAUGAUACAGUAAUUUGUUUACAGAAUCCAAAAAUACAAUAGAGAAGAUACAUGAGGGCUUAAACAAGAAAUAGUAAUAAAUAUCAUUUGUAUGGAUUUUUAAAUAAUCGAAUACUAUUUUAUAUAUGGAAAAAAAUGACCAUUUUUUCACUUUUAGGGGAAAAUGCAAAAGUGUAAUACACAAAUUGUCACAAAUUAUACAUGAAAUUGAUUACAAAUACAUUUGAAAAACAUAUGCCUCUACUCAUAAGUAUUUUUUUCUAUUUAGACUUGAAUGAUAAUCUGUUUUUUGAUCAGUAUAUGGCUUUGGAAUUCAAUCAUGUCUGAUAUGGUAAUAUUUCGCUACCAUUUUCUGACUUUUAGCUUUUAUUUUCACCUCAAUGUGAUUUAAGCAGACCAAAAUUUCUAAUUCUGCUAAUUCUGAAGGGGAAAUAGACAAAUCUUUAAAGCUGCCUGAAAUCAAACUUGAUUUAACUCAGUAAGAAUGUGAAUUAUUUGUUCUACUUGGGUGGUUUAAUUUAAUCGUUCUGAAUAUGAACAAAAGGUUUUGGAUUUUCUAAAGAUGCAGUGUUGUUUCUGUUCAUCAGGGUUAAUAUUUCUAACUAUAUUGCUUGUAGGUGACCCCAUUCUGGAUUUGUUUGGUUUGGUUUGGUUCCAGUUAAAAGAGAGGACAGGAACUAAAUGGGGCUAACCACUUCAGGUGCAGCUUGUGCGAGGGUAGAUGGUUCCUGCACACAGAAGUUACCACAGGGGUCAGGUUACUUUCUUCAACUAGCAGAUUUCAGUACUUUAUCCUCAUUGUGGAAACAAGCCAAACCAAAUGAACUCUGGAAAACCUAAAACAAAUGUACAUUUUCCUUUGUGUAUGUUUCCGUGGUCCAAAUGGCAAUAUAAAUCCAGUCUUUAUUCUCCCUUUGUUGUAUUUAUGCUGAAUCUUUCCUUUGCCUUUUCAGGAUUUAGGCCUGUAAGAAACUAUGCCUGACUCUGUAAAAUAAGUGUAAAGAAUUAUAUGUACAUCUCUGGAUUUUGUGAUGUAAUAUUAAAAAUAUUGAGCAAGUUGUUGAAAA